Pocillopora meandrina is the source of this 967-nucleotide messenger RNA. NCBI's taxonomy places the organism in Eukaryota, Metazoa, Cnidaria, Anthozoa, Scleractinia, Pocilloporidae. The record is from the annotation of a GenBank genome assembly.
AUGGAGAACAAGGGAAAUGCAGUAGGUUUGGCAGUUGUUCCAGUUAUUGUUGUAACAGCCAUAUGGGUAAUUGUAGGUGCAAUUGUUCCUCUUUUUAUCAAAGGACCGAAUAAGAGGUAAAUGAUAUUUGAUACUUCUCAAAUUUUAAUGCCACUGAACUCUCAGAAAAUACCUUUUAAGUCUGGCGAAAUCCAAUGUGAAUGUAAUGUUUCCGACGUCCUUUACCUGGUUUAAAUCUCUGUGAACCCUUUUCAACUCCUAAGAUCUGAUGAUUUAUUUUUACUACUAGUUGCCACGCAUUUUCUUGUUCCGUAGUUAAAAGAAUUAGGUGUUACGCGAUAUCAAGUUUGAUUCUUUCUCAUGGCUAUUUUUAACCGGAUAAUGUUUUGAGAUUACGAAGAGAAGUUCAGUACAAUUAAAUCAUUUCUGUGGUUAGGUGGUUAACUCCUCUCGGGAAAACAUCAUCAUAAGCGUAUUAAAGAAACUGAGCAGUUUCGGAGGGGUAUAGCCAAUCUUCUAUAAAAAUUGAGCCUUCGACUUAAACUGUAUUCAAAAGAAGAAAAUUAAGCUUAUAAGGAUGUUGAAGUGCAGCUCUUCAAGCCAGAAUCUUUGAAAACAUGGUUUUAGGUCGUGACAAAGUUAACUUUCCAUUAUCUGUGAUUUCAGAUUGAUACAGACGAUGCUUGUUAUGACUGCUGUCUGCUGUUGGUUAUUGUAUCCUUUUAGAGUUUUGAGCUUUAUAGCUAUUUGCUUAUUGAAAUUUUUUUUAAUCUAAUAUUGGUACAUUUGCAUUUUAACUGUUUAAGGAAACAAGGAAAUUCAUAUUAUUCAAGGUUCCUAUGUCCUUAACUCAUGAUUUAGCUGGAUUUGUGCUUAUUUCUGUCAACUUAAUCCUCUUAUCGGACCAGAAAUAGAAGCAGGGGCAUUAAGGGCAGCUGUCAAGGAAUGGGGAGGCAAAGAUGUUUAG